GCCAAUCAAUCGUUCUCCAGGUUUUACAAAUGCGUCAACAAGACAAUUAACAAACACGCCCCUUUAAGAAGUAUAUCCAAUCGUCAACAAAAAUUCCUUGCUAAACCAUGGCUGACUGCGGGUUUAAGAAAAUCAAUCAGGGUAAAGAAUAACCUCUUCUAUACCUCAGACCGUGACAAAUACAAAUUUUACAGAAAUAAAAUUAUCUAUCUUACGAGAUUAAGUAAAGCGAACUACUACCAAAGUUUCUUUGAUCUCAACAUAUGUAAUAUAUAUAUUUAGCCACAGCUAAAAGCGAAGCUCCUAUUGAUAAAUUUAUAACUUAAAUCAAACAAUAAUUUUGUAUUCCACAAAUCAGUUAACGUAAGGGCACAUUCAUGUGACUUUUGAGGGAAAAGCUAAGUGAUUUUGGAGUGAAACAAAUUUUGUGUCGAGUUGAUAUAGCCCUAUAUGUACACCCAAAAAAUAGUCUUCGGUCACAUUUAAGAGCAAUGAUGGCUCUUGAUCACAGUAGAUAAGGCGUGUAAAACAAAUUCUUGGAAAACAAAUCAGACCGAAUUUUUUGCGUUCGACAAGUUUACAAAUUCUUGCCAAUAAAUCUGGGUGCGGGCAAACCAAUCUUUUAUUUUUUUUUAUACACCACAUCUGAGGAGAAAGAGUACUAUGAGGCGCUGUUUUUAUCAUACAGACCUCGUACAAAAUGCAGUAUUUCACAAUUUUUCAAGACAAAUUGCAUUCAUUCAAUAUUCAGGACCAUAGAGGCACGCGUGGACUUUUAAUUAGCGAAACUGUUAAAAAAAUCUCUAAAAUCACCUAUAUGGCCAGCCGGUUCUAACUUUUGACAAGCGCCAAAUUUGCGAAGAAAUUUUAAAAGAGUUACGCUUCAACGUGAUAAAGAAUUUACUGAGUCUAUUUUUUAUUAACGGUUUUAUAACGAUGUGUAAUCUUAAAAAGCGUUUGAUACGCUUGGCAUUUUGAUUACUCCUGCGAGCGAUGUUUAUGAACGCCUGAAAACAAACGGCAAAGCGAUGAAAAUUACACUUUUGAGACUACCAAAAAUCAAUAAAGAAAAAUAAUUCGAUAGAACAUUUACAGAGACAACAAUUUUCAUUCACGAAAACAAAUGAGUAUUUAAGUGUGUCUAAGAAUCCUCAAGUCUUUACUAGUAAGCUUAAAGUUUAUGUUUUAAGCCGCCGGUUUCCCGGUGUUGGCUGUUUUCAAAGAUGAACUCACGAAAAGAAAAUCGUUCAAAGCUUUCUUUCUACAGCCAAAAUUAUAACUAAAUAUUCUUCGGAAAGUUUUUUCUUUCUAUUUAAGGUGAAUUAAUAUCGACUAAAGGCUUUUUACAGUCAAACCAGGUCAAGCGUUCCCGUCGCUAACAAACUAAUGAAUUCAUUAAUGGAAAAAUAAUUUCGUUUGUUGAUUCAAUAAUCCAUUCAUAAAAUGAAUAAUCCAACAGUCAAAUUGGACCUCGAUUCAAUAAUCAAAUGUCGAUUUGGUUUAUGAGCAAAAUCUACCUGUUCUUUAUUCUUGUCUGUUGUGUUCAAUCGUAUUUGCUUCCUUUUUCCUGCCGUUUACGAUUGCGUUUUUCAUUGCCUUUAAUCAAAAUAACAGCUAGAAUAGACAGACCGCAAACGCAAAGAAACUAUGAGAAACUGACAAAGGCCGAGGAUCGAAAUCCACCAAUCACCGCACAUACACUGACCUUAGUUUGACCGUUGUGUUUUCUAAGAGGUCAGGCCUGGGUCUGUUGCACUGAUUACUGGCAGCAAACUGGCGUACAUGUAACAGUUUGUUUGGGUUUGAACUUCAGAACUCGCCGGCACUCGACUCUCAGAAAAAAAAGAGGAAAAAACAAAAUUCUGAGGUCAACUUGUGGAAAGUGUAGUUUUUCAAAAAACAGUAAUCGAAUCAACAUUCGAUUAUGGAAUCGAGGCUAAAUAUGAAUAUUGGAUUGUUCAUUUUAUGAAUGGAUUAUUGAAUCAACAAACGAAAUCAUUUUUCCGUGAAUGAAUUCAUUAGUUCGUUAGCGACGGGAACGCUUGACCUGGUUUGACUGUAAAGUUCUGUAAGCUUAAGCUUAUAUCAAACCUCAUACGAGGUCAGAUCAGUGUCUCAGUCAAAUCUUAAUACAAACGUGCAUAAACUAGCUUCAUAAACUGCGCCGCUGGACGUCAUGAAAUUAGAUUUAAAUACAAUAAUUACUCAGGCUUACCAUAUGUCGAGAUGCAGCUCCUGAAAGCUGUCAAGUAAGGCAAGGAUCGCUUGAGCCUUUAUAAUUCUCGUACGCAUCCAGCAAGGUGAAAAACAAAAACGAUGCCAUCCGAAAUCGGAUUAUCGGCUUUGACAAGCAUUUUUCAACCAAAAACCCAAUAAACAAACCAGCCAUGAAUAAGAGAACACUCUUGAUAGCAGCUGUAUUUCACUUUGUACAUCCAGUGGAAAAAGACAGUUAAAAACAUCACAAGUUGACUCAAAACUCUGUCAGCUUCAGCUGUCAAAGUAAACAACUUUCAAGAUGCUGCAUAAAUUUUACGCAUGAACUCACCUGUCAAAUUUUAACCAAUCAGAGCAUAAAAAUUGGACGUGGAGCGUGACCAACACGUGCCCAUGGUAAGAAAAGGUCUUCCCCGCCUGUAUUUUAAUGCUGAAUUUUUGCGUCUGAAGUCAGUUUGAAAUCAAAAUCGUAAUAGUGCGGGGCGAUACUGACAAAAACACAACAUAUUUGAUAUGAAUUUAAAACAAAAGUAAACGUGAGCCUGCGAUCAUUUGGAAACGAGUAGAUUGUCAGCGGAUAACUUCAAAAAAAUACUCGACCUCGAUGGGUCGAAACCUGAGCCCGCGAUUCGGUCAGGUGAUAGUGGUCGGCGGAUACCCUGUUUUGACAGCUGUCAAUUGAUGACAACAUUGAUGUGCAAUCAGCUUUCUCCUGGGCUCCCAAAGUAGCUAGAAAGUGUGAGAGUAAACAUUGGUAUGCCUGUGGUGCGGACGGACGGUCGGUCGGUCGGUCACGUGGUUACCAAAUUUUCUGGGAUGGGUACAUUUCCUUAGCAAUGGGGCUCCGCCCACGCGCGCGCUUCAAACUUGGAAAGGAAUUAACGAGCUAAUUGGAAACUGUAAAAAGAAAAACAAGCGCCACUCAACUAACUCUAUUCGCUCGAACCCGAAUGAGGUUCCAACUAGUGACCCGAAGGAAAUAAGCAAUAUUCUUAACAAAUAUUUCGCCACUGUUGGGAGCAAACUGGCUUCUAAAAUUCCUCAGACCAUAAAUACAUUCUAUGAUUAUUUAGAUCCGCCACUUAAUCGCACUUUCUUCUUUGAUCCUAUUAUUCCGGAAGAUGUCAAUUUAGAAAUUUCAAUUUUGCAAGACAACAAGGCCCAUGGUCUCUACUCAUCUCCAGUUAGCUGCUGA
Molecule: messenger RNA, 3412 nt
Organism: Porites lobata
Lineage: Eukaryota; Metazoa; Cnidaria; Anthozoa; Scleractinia; Poritidae
Source: the annotation of a GenBank genome assembly